AUGGCUCGGCCCUAUAAAAGCCCGCGGUGCCCAGGCGGCAGUGGCACACCACCGGCCAGCCUCCGCAUCCUAGCUUGUGACCGCUCGAGCGGCGAACCGGCCAUGAGGAAGCUGCAAGUCUUGGCGGUGCUGGCCCUUGCGCUGCUCGCCGCGGCCGGCGGCGCCAGCGGGCAGCAGAGCAUCAUCACGCGGCAGGUGUUCGAGAGCAUGCUCAGCCACCGCGGCGACAGCGGCUGCCAGGGCGCCUUCUACACCUACGACGCCUUCACCAAGGCCGCGGCCAGGUUCCCCGCCUUCGGCACCACCGGCGACGACCGGACCCGCCGGCGGGAGCUCGCCGCCUUCUUCGGCCAAACCUCCCAUGAAACCACCGGUGGGUGGCCAACUGCUCCCGGCGGGCCGUUCGCCUGGGGAUACUGCCGCGUGGAAGAACAGAAGCAGACGGACCCACCCUACUACGGACGUGGACCCAUACAACUCACUCACAAAUACAACUACGAGCAGGCCGGGCGGGCGUUGAAACGGGACCUGGUGGGCAACCCGGGCCUGGUGUCGCGCAACCCCGUGGUGGCCUUCGAGACGGCCCUCUGGUUCUGGAUGACGCCGCAGGGGGCCAAGCCGUCGUGCCACGACGUGAUCACCGGCCGCUGGGCGCCCGGCGCCGGCGACCGCCGCGCGGGGAGGCUCCCCGGGUACGGGCUGCUCACCAACAUCAUCAACGGCGGGCUCGAGUGCGGCAAGGGCCAGCCCACCGCCGAAGAGAACGACAGGGUCGGGUUCUACAGGAGGUACUGCCAGGUGCUCCGAGUGGCGGAAGGUGCCAACCUGUCCUGCGCGAACCAGACGCCGUACGCACCCGCCGGCCGCUAGAUCAUGCGCAACUCAAAUAAUAAGCAGUGGUAAUAAUAAUGAACAGCCUCCGUACCACCACUGGCUGGUUAUUACUAUAGAGGGUUGCUUGUGAGUUGUGACUACGCUUGCUAUAGCCUUCACAUGCAUGUAUGAGUGAUGUUAGUAUGAAUAAAGCUAGCAAUGCAAGCAAAGGCCACCUUUUGUAUGAUGCUUAUCUUAUGUAUUUCAGUCCCGUCUUUUUACUA
Molecule: messenger RNA, 1097 nt
Organism: Panicum virgatum (switchgrass)
Lineage: Eukaryota; Viridiplantae; Streptophyta; Magnoliopsida; Poales; Poaceae
Product: chitinase 11-like
Exons: 3
Coding region: 1-870 (289 amino acids)
Biological process (GO): cell wall macromolecule catabolic process; chitin catabolic process; defense response to fungus
Molecular function (GO): chitinase activity
Source: RefSeq, a predicted model, not a curated record